AUGUGCGGCCGUGAUACUGACGACGGCUUAAAGUACUGCGAACCCGCCUGUCGCAAUCGCGACUGGCAAUUUCACAAACGGGAAUGCCUUGCCGACCUGCCGGCCGAGCGAGGCCCUCCUGUCACGGAAAGCAACGUGAACAAAACGAGCUUUUGGGGCAUGGAACCGGCCACUGACAUCAUCAACAUCGAGAAAAACGAAGGCAUUGGAUACCAAGGCGAACUGCGUCUGCUGCUCACCGGCUUCAGUAGCUUCCGUCACCUUAUUUACUCCAUCGUCAAGUUGCCCAAGGAGGCCGAUCCACUGCUCCGAGUGGUUAUCAAUGAAUGCAGCUUUCCUCAUGGCAUGCGGGCAUUCAUGGGGCUCCUUCUGCUCACGGACCGGAAGCAUGACCCGGUUCUCAACGCAGAGGCUUUCAUCCACAUGUGGUACUCCAGCCGCGUGUCCCGGGCGAUAUGGGAACACAUAACCGACGUCGUGGGCCCGAAUAUCGAGGCUGUGGUACAAGGUAUUGAAAGAAGAAACAGAAUGGAGGGGUACUCCGACAAUGAGCAACUCUACCACUACAGACUCCUUGACCCUCUAAUCCCGCGGGGAGGCUUCGUGAUGCUGGCAAUUUUCACUCAGGCGCAGUGGUGGGAAAUUCGGAAGCGACUCAAGGAGCCUGGAACUCUCCCGGCGGACAAGGCCACAAUCAUUCGCUUCUUGGACGUCCGGAAGCAUUCGAACUCCUCGGCCGUGUACAAAGCGAGGAUGACCAGCGCGAGGCUGAUGACUCUCAAGAAAUGGCAGUACGAUGGCUGCCUCUUGCCGUACGGACAUCCGCGAGAUGAGUUCGACACUGUCAACCCAUUGUUCUUGCACGAGCAUGACACGUUUCCUCCUGGCGCGACCCAGGAACCUAUGGGAGAGUGGCCCAUGGAGUUCCUCGACAAUGCCGACUCCCCGGCCACCGGCGACGUCUACGGCAAGCUGUUUUACUACCUGCGUGACUUGCUUGUCCAGUGUCAGCUCAGGCUGAAGACACUCGUCGUGGACGUCGACCUCAUGACCUCGCUCCCGAAGCCAUUCGUCGGUAUCGGAGACGUGUGGGAUUUCCACCCGCUUCUCUCACUCACUGCAUUUUCGCGCGUCUUGGCGCACCAGGACGAGAACCCAGCCGCAGCGCUGCUGGUGCAUACAGGCAGCACAGUGUAUCACAGCGACCCGUCGGUGGCCAAGGACCUGGCCAAAGAGACAGAGUUGAUGAGCAGGGAGACGAAGACCGUUCUUGACGUAUACGCUCCACUGCGGCCAGCUGAUGUAUCCCAGCACGACCCCCAGUACAUCCGGCGCGAACUGGGCCUUGUGAUGUGGCGAAACUGGGAUCGCUUCGCGGCCAAAUACUUUUCCUCCCCCGCGCGCUGGGCCUUGCGGUCGCUGAUGCCGCUGGGCAACCCAAUCAGGGAACACCAGAGCGUGUUUCAGGCUGGGUUCUUGGGGUUGCGUGCCCGCGACAAGCACAAGGUGGUGUCUCGCUGGCCAUUGCGGCUGGUACACAGCUCAAACGCCAGGCCGUCCCUCCUCGAGUUCAACCGCUACAUGAGCUGGGGUAUUGACGCUACUGGCCUCACCCUUCGCUGGAUCGAAUGGACACUUUCGGGACAAGAUCUCCCCGAAAAUGACUGGUAUACGUGGAUGCACUUUGCUCUGGAGAGGUCUCCGGAACAGUAUACCCGAGAGCUUGAGGAGACGGUCCGCGGCUUGAAAGCCGCCGGUGGUGGCAGUGGCGAAGACGUCACGAACCGGCGCGUGGAGGAAGGCAUGGGCAACCUGAAUCUUGGCACGAGAGCCAAGGGGGCCACGGAAAACUCCAGUCACACCGUGGAUUUCGCUGAUGAUGUGGGUAGCGACGAGGAGCAGACCACCGUGGCUGGCAAGACCGCUUCAGCUGGUGGCCGUCGUGCGCCUGGCCGUGUUUCGACUAGUGACAAAGGCUCUCACACCGUUGACGUUGACGAAGUCUCGGAAGAAGAAGAGAACCAGCCCAAGAAGAAGUCCAAAAAGAAGAAGAAGAAAAAGUCCAAGGGCUAG
Messenger RNA from Purpureocillium lilacinum, 2073 nucleotides. RefSeq lists its product as uncharacterized. The record is from RefSeq and is a predicted model, not a curated record. Lineage: Eukaryota; Fungi; Ascomycota; Sordariomycetes; Hypocreales; Ophiocordycipitaceae.